GGUUCCACUUUUUUAAAGAGUGUGAGACACGACUUGUCGUAUGAAGUUGCAUUUUUGCGGGAAUGGUAGUUGGAAAAUGAUUGAAGAUAUUAUUCUCGUUUCCGUUUCGUUUGCUGAAGAGGAUUGUGAAUUUGUGAUGGCCCAUCGUUUUCACAGAUGUCAGUAAUAGCGUGAUGGUGGUGACAGUGAUGUAAGAGCCACACAACAAUGGAGGUCGUUCAGACAAAAGCCUCAUAUCCGAUCAUCUCUGUCUCUCCCUCUUUGGAUAUCACCAUUUUUGGCCAAAUACCACGAUACCCAUCUCACUAAAAGGUUGCUUUCUUUUGCUGCUUUCAUGGGCUUGAUACUUUCCACAGAAAAUAUGGGUUGAACUUCUUUCAGGAUAUUCCGUUCUCGGGGAUCCGCUGAUCCGAGUAUGUUCAUUUAGCAAAAGGCCAAUUGAAGUAAUGGCAGCGGCAGAGGCCAGAACUGCACGGCGUUGUAGCCGUUGCUAUGCCCAUGAAUGUGCAAGGGAAGCUUCAAAAUUUUAUUGCUAUCCAUCAUCAUCAUCAUCAAAUUCCUCAAAAUUGGAGUUUGAUCAUGCACCUGACACUGCAGCAAAAGAGCCACAAAACACCACGCCGGGAUAUCUGAUCAGUUACCCAAAUUCGCAUGUGCUAACUGGUAGAAGGUGGUGGUUGAAUCAGGAGCCCAACUUUGGGCGUUACAAGGAUUUUGUAACUGAACAUAAUAUUUCCUUGGAGGCUGAACUUGAAAUUUUCAGAAAUGAACUUAUUAAUGAGACUUCAGAUUUUAGUAAGGAGUGCCAACUCAAAGAAGAUCUUAUCUCUAAAACUGGUAUGAAGAGUAAUGUUAGUUCUUCUAUGGAGCAAGUCAAGGCUUUAACUAAGGAUGCGACAGAGUUUUGGUACUUGGAUGAUCAUUUGAUGAAUUUGGAGUCCUUGAACUGUUUGGUUUCCGAAGAAACCAAGAAACUGUCUUCUGAUUUUGAAUCUCAUUUGCUCGGGAGUGACAAGAGUGAACCUUGGUGGCGCUGUGCUGGUAAAGAUGAUUUGGCUUCUUUGGUUGCUCAGAAAUCACUUGAGCAUGUUGAGAAUUGUGAUCUUCCACGACCCCGGUCUACGAAUUAUAGGAAGCAGCCUUCUGCUUGUCCGCGGAUUUUGGAUCAUGAUAAACUCGCUUCACCUUUGAAUCGAAAGGCUGAAAGAGGGUUCUCCAAUCUGGAGUAUACUUUGGGAACCCCAAAUUCAGAUUACUCACCGCAUGAUUCUGAGCAGACUUUCAGCAACAGUGAUCAUAGUACAACCAGCAUCGACAAGACAGAUGCUCCAACUAAUUCGGAGAAUGAUCAAAACAAAGCUCAGCUGUUGAAAGCGCUGUGUCUAUCUCAAAAACGAGCAAGGGAAGCUGAGACGGCGGCCCAGAAAGCAUAUACUGAGAAGGAGCACAUCAUCACUCUGCUUUUCAGACAGGCCUCCCAGCUGUUCGCUUACAAACAAUGGCUCCAACUGCUUCAGUUAGAGAACAUCUGCCUCCAGCUUAAGAACAAAAACCAACCAAUUUGCAAUCUCUUCCCAUCUGUCUUGCCUUGGGCGCCUUGCAAGGGUAGGCAAGUCAAAAAGGGUCAGCACAGGGCUGCAAGGAAAAGGCAUGGCAAGCCAAAGUAUGAUAUCAGCAAGUGCACUGUCGCGUUUGCAGUGGGGUUGGGCCUUGCCAGCGCCGGUUUGCUCCUUGGUUGGACGAUGGGGUUGUUGUUUCCAAAUGCAUGAAUUUUUUAUGCUCGUGUUUGUGUGGUGUUUUCAUAUGUCCAGAUUCUACAAUUCGCCGACGUGACUGAGUUUGCCAGAAAAGUAUGAUUCACACUAGCAAUUCCAUCUUCUGUAAGUAAUGGUCUAGAUUCCUUUGUGUGUUGAUUAUGGAUGUACAUAGUAAACAGUACUUUGUUGAACUAGAACACGAGAUACAAAUAUGAACUAUAUUUAUAUGUACGUAAAUUAGAAACGAUUGUUUUCUCUUAUUUGGAUGAUUUGGUGCACACUUUUGGUUCAUUUCUGUGCCAAUGUUGGGCCGUCUAUCACCUCAUAGUAACAAGAUAUUGCUCCCAUAAAUUUUGCAGCCUAAACCCUGUCCCAAAUCUCAAGGUUGAAGAAUCUGAUCUGAAAUGAAAUUGGCCCUUCAAGUUCAUAAGGGGGCUUCUCGCUCAUUAUAGAUUUUAGUAUAAUUGUGUUUGUCACCAGAUUAUUAUUGAUGAGAAUACUAUACCAAAGUCUGAUUGGGACAUUUGUUUUUCAGCAACAACUGUAAUGU
Messenger RNA from Morus notabilis, 2307 nucleotides. RefSeq lists its product as uncharacterized. Bases 447 to 1769 code for a protein of 440 amino acids. NCBI's taxonomy places the organism in Eukaryota, Viridiplantae, Streptophyta, Magnoliopsida, Rosales, Moraceae. The record is from RefSeq and is a predicted model, not a curated record. The transcript is spliced from 5 exons.